AUGCGUCUGCCACCGAACGAUCCAGCAACUCUCCACCAUUCCGCACACGCACACGCCCACGAUGGCGUCCACGACCGCAAGGCCAUCCACUUCGGCGCGGGCAACAUAGGCAGGGGCUUCAUCGGGCCUCUGCUCGUCGACUCGGGCUACCACGUCAUCUUCGCUGACGUCGACAAGGACGUCAUCCGCGCGCUCAACGAACAAGACUCGUACGCGGUCCACAUCCUCGACUCCGACGAGGAGCACCUCAACGCCGUCCACGACGUCUCCGGCCUGCUCGCCACCUCCGCCCCCGACAUUGCCCGCGCCUUCGUGGACCCCUACCUCGACCUCGCGACCACCGCCGUGGGCGUCUCCGUGCUCCCGAGGAUCGCCAGCGUGCUCGCCGACGGGAUGCGCGCGCGCCGCGCCGCGGACGCCGGCGACAUGAACGUCAUCGCGUGCGAGAACGCGGCGCUCGAGGACGACCCGGAGACGGCGGCGUGGGUGCGCGCGCACGUCGGCUUCGCGAACUGCUCCGUCGACCGCAUCGUGCCCCCGUACCACCCGAACGCGAGCGCGGGCGACAGCCCGCUCGACGUCGGCGUCGAGGGCUUCUACGAGUGGGUCGUGGACGGGCACGCGCUGCACGCGACGCGGCCCGCGGUGCACCUCAAGGGCGUCCGGCUCACGGACAAGCUCGACGCGUACGUCGAGCGCAAGCUCUUCACGCUCAACUGCGGGCACGCGCUCGCCGCGUACCUCGGCGCGCUCAAGCGCCUCGCGACGAUCGACGCCGCCGUCGCGGACGCGGACGUGCGCGGGACGCUGCGGGGCGCGCUCGAGCGCGAGGCGGGCGCCGCGCUCGUCCGCAAGCACGGGUUCGACCCGCGCGAGCACCGCACGUACGUCGAGCGCGUCGUCGCCCGCUUCGCGAACGCGCGCGUGCGGGACGACGUCGGGCGCGUCGGGCGCGAGCCGCUCCGGAAGCUCGCGCGCGGGGACCGCCUCUUGGGCCCGUACGCGAUGGCGCGCGGGUACGGGCUCCCGACGGAGAACCUCGCGACGGGGAUCGCGGCCGCGUUCCUGUACGACGUGCCGGAGGACGCGCAGAGCAAGGAGCUGCAGCGGCGCCUGAAGGACGGUGGGGCUUCGAAGGUCGUUGCGGAGGUGACGGAGUACGAGGUAGGGUCGGACGAGCACCGGGAGAUCGUGGGUGCGUACGAGGAGCUGCAGCGCAAGUAUCGCCAGUGA
Epithele typhae is the source of this 1233-nucleotide messenger RNA. Its product is annotated as mannitol dehydrogenase domain-containing protein. NCBI's taxonomy places the organism in Eukaryota, Fungi, Basidiomycota, Agaricomycetes, Polyporales, Epitheliaceae. The record is from RefSeq and is a predicted model, not a curated record. Gene Ontology annotation, cellular component: cytosol. Gene Ontology annotation, biological process: mannitol catabolic process. Gene Ontology annotation, molecular function: mannitol-1-phosphate 5-dehydrogenase activity. The transcript is spliced from 3 exons. The coding region runs from base 1 to 1233 and encodes 410 amino acids.